Molecule: messenger RNA, 1338 nt
Organism: Closterium sp. NIES-65
Lineage: Eukaryota; Viridiplantae; Streptophyta; Zygnematophyceae; Desmidiales; Closteriaceae
Source: the annotation of a GenBank genome assembly
AUGGAAUCUGGGAGAAGGGGAUGGAAUCUGGGAGAAGGGGAUGGAAUCUGGGAGAAGGGGAUGGAAUCAGGGAGAAGGGGAUGGAAUCUGGGAGAAGGGGAUGGAAUCUGGGAGAAGGGGAUGGAAUCUGGGAGAAGGGGAUGGAAUUUGGGAGAAGGGGAUGGAAUCUGGGAGAAGGGGAUGGAAUCUGGGAGAAGGGGAUGGAAUCUGGGAGAAGGAGAUGGAAUCAGGGAGAAGGGGAUGGACUCUGGGAGAAGGGGAUGGAAUCUAGGAGAAGGGGAUGGAAUUUGGGACAAGGGGAUGGAAUUUGGGAGAAGGGUAUGGAAUCAGGGAGAAAGGAUGGAAUGUGGGAGAAGGGGAUGGAAUCUGGGAGAAGGGGAUGGAAUCUGGGAGAAGGGGAUGGAAUAUGGGAGAAGGGGAUGGAAUCUGGGAGAAGAGGAUGGAGUCUGGGAGAAGGGGGUUGGAAUCUGGGAGAAUGGGAAUGGAAUUAGGGAGAAGGGGAUGGAAUCUGGGAGAAAGGGAUGGAAUCAGGGAGAAGGGGAUGGAAUCUGGGAGAAGGGGAUGGAAUUUAGGAGAAGGGGAUGGAAUCUGGGAGAAGGGGAUGCAGGGAUGGAAUCAGGGAGAAGGGGAUGGAAUCUGGGAGAAGGGGAUGGAAUCUGGGAGAAGGGGAUGGAAUCUGAGAGAAGGGGAUGGAAUCUGGGAGAAGGGGAUGGAAUCAGGGACAAGGUGAUGGAAUCGGGGAGAAGGGAUAGAAUCUGGGAGAAGGGGAUGGAAUCUCGGAGAAGGGGAUGGAAUCGAGGAGAAGGGGAUGGAAUUUGGGAGAAGGGGACGGAAUCUGGGAGAAGGGGAUGGAAUCUGGGAGAAGGGGAUGGAAUCUGGGAGAAGGGGAUGGAAUCUGGGAGAAGGGGAUGGAAUCUAGGAGAAAGGGAUGGAAUCAGGGAGAAGGGGAUGGAAUCUGGGAGAAGGGGAUGGAAUUUAGGAGAACGGGAUGGAAUCUGGGAGAAGGGGAUGCAGUCAGAGAGAAGGGGAUGGAAUCGGGGAGAAGGGGAUGGAAUCAAAGAGAAGGGGAUGGAAUUUGGGAGAAUGGGAUGGAUUUGGGAGAAGGAGAUGGAAUCUGGGAGAAGGGAAUGGAAUCUAGGAGAAGGGGAUGGAAUCUGGGAGAAGGGGAUGGAAUCUGGGAGAAGGGGAUGGAAUCUGGGAGAAGGGGAUGGAAUCUGGGAGAAGGGGAUGGAAUCUGGUAGAAGGGGAUGGAAUCAGGGAGAAGGGGAUGGAAUCUGGGAGAAGGGGAUGGAAUCUGGGAGAAGGGGAUGGAAUCGGGGAGAAGGGGAUGGAAUCUAG